AUGGACUCCAACAAAUAUCCCAGUUUUUUAGAAUACCAGGCUGAUGUCCAACCUGUUUUGGGGAAGGAGGAUUCACAAAGGCGGAUCCUUGAUCCAGUUAAUAUAACGUUACUCUGCCGGUUUCCACUUACUGUAUCACCAUCGAUAAAGACUUCUUCUGCUGUAGAAGAUAAUCAACCACAGUUUGUCAAUAAUAGAACUGGACAUAGACUGUCUGAAAUGCAUGCAAGUUCUGAAUAUGGAAAAGAUUAUGAAAACAAGUAUAAUCCUAUUAUGGACAAGCAAAGUCACAAAGAUAAAAGUCUAAUAUCAAGGUCAGAAUGCAAGAGAUCUUUUGCUGUGAAAUCAAGCCUUGAGAAAAAUCACCUUGAGAAGCAUCAGGGAAUGGAAACAGGAGAGAAUAUAUUUUCAUGUCCUGAAUGUGGAAAGUGUUUCAAGCAAAAACAUAAUCUUGAGAUCCAUCUGAGAAUUCACACAGGGGUGAAGCCAUAUUUAUGUUCAGAUUGUAAGAAGUGUUUUAGUACCAAAUCAAACCUUAAUAAACAUCUGAGAAUUCACAAAGGAGAGAAGAAAUUUUCAUGUCCUGAAUUGAAACAUCUAAGAACACACACAGGAGAGAAGCCAUUUUCAUGUCCUGAAUGUGAGAAGUGGUUUAGGUCUAAAGAACAGCUUGAGAUACAUCUGAGAAUUCACACUGGGGAGAAGCCAUAUUCAUGUUCAGAAUGUGAGAAAUGCUUUACUAAAAAAUCUAACCUUGAUGCACAUCUUAGAAUUCACACAGGCUUUAAAUCAUACAAUUACCAGACAUCUAUUAGCAUAUUGUCAAGAUCUGUGAAGUAA
This is a messenger RNA of Bufo gargarizans (Asiatic toad), 840 nucleotides long. RefSeq names its product gastrula zinc finger protein XlCGF8.2DB-like. NCBI's taxonomy places the organism in Eukaryota, Metazoa, Chordata, Amphibia, Anura, Bufonidae. The coding region runs from base 1 to 840 and encodes 279 amino acids. The transcript has 4 exons. Gene Ontology annotation, cellular component: nucleus. The record is from RefSeq and is a predicted model, not a curated record. Gene Ontology annotation, molecular function: RNA polymerase II cis-regulatory region sequence-specific DNA binding; DNA-binding transcription factor activity, RNA polymerase II-specific. Gene Ontology annotation, biological process: central nervous system development; regulation of transcription by RNA polymerase II.